GAAAUAUAAGAAUAUCAACUCUUAAACAUCAUAUGGAAAAAAAACAUAAUAUUAAAAUUUCACAAGUUAUAACUAAUCAAACCAAACUUCUUUUUCCUCAUAUUGAUCUAUGGCCAGCUAAAGAAAAACAAGAACGUGAUGAAUAUGAAUAA
This is a messenger RNA of Funneliformis geosporum, 152 nucleotides long. The record is from the annotation of a GenBank genome assembly. NCBI's taxonomy places the organism in Eukaryota, Fungi, Glomeromycota, Glomeromycetes, Glomerales, Glomeraceae.